AUGCAGUUGAUAUAUGGAGAUGUUUUCGAGGUGUUGCUUCUAGAAAAUGUCGCUGAACAAAGUGUUGAUACAUUGGAAGCACUGCGGAAAUGGUUGCUCAAAUCAGUUGCAGGUUCCUCGAUAGAUAUUGAAGUCGGCUGUUGUGGUGUGGUGUCGCAGCACUCCUCAAUGAAUUUUGCAAACAGAUGGGUCUUGAGAUCCGCUCUGAACUUUGUCAGUAAUGGAGAAAUAGUCAGAGAAGUAAAUAGAGAAUUCCAGAGAAAAAGACCAGAAAAAGCAAAAGCAAAUUUAGCAAAAGAUUGUUUAACACGAGUUAAGAAGAAGCGAGAACAAUUUCCACUAAUCACUAAUCAGUGA
Molecule: messenger RNA, 357 nt
Organism: Helobdella robusta
Lineage: Eukaryota; Metazoa; Annelida; Clitellata; Rhynchobdellida; Glossiphoniidae
Exons: 2
Coding region: 1-357 (118 amino acids)
Source: RefSeq, a predicted model, not a curated record